Molecule: messenger RNA, 1354 nt
Organism: Eubalaena glacialis (North Atlantic right whale)
Lineage: Eukaryota; Metazoa; Chordata; Mammalia; Artiodactyla; Balaenidae
Gene: SCD5
Product: stearoyl-CoA desaturase 5
Exons: 5
Coding region: 273-1274 (333 amino acids)
Biological process (GO): lipid metabolic process
Molecular function (GO): oxidoreductase activity, acting on paired donors, with oxidation of a pair of donors resulting in the reduction of molecular oxygen to two molecules of water
Source: RefSeq, a predicted model, not a curated record
GCUCGCCUCCUGUUCCUCGCCGCAGAGUUCAGUCCCGGCAGCGGUAGGGGUGACUCGCUAGCAAUAGAUGCCAGGCGCCAAGAUUUGCAUCCUUAAGCCGCGCUGAACGCCAGAAGAAGAGAGAAGGAAGCAGAGAAGCCCCGGGAAGGCGGGGACGGGAGGUGCGGAAAUCCCCUCCUAAAAGGCAGAAGCCGUCGCCCCCACCAGAGAGCUCCGUGCCGGCUGCUCGCCUGCUUGCUGCCGCUGCCACGAGCGCCCGCCUCUCCCCAGCCAUGCCAGGCCCGGCCGCCGACGAGGGGAAGGUCCCCUUCCGCACCGCCAAGGAGGAAAUCCGUGUGGGCUUCGGGGUCGAGGGCUCGGAGGGCGGCGGCGGCGGCCGGGAGAAGCCCGGCGCGCGCGGGCGGCGGCAGGACAUCGUCUGGAGGAACGUCUUCCUGAUGAGCCUGCUCCACUUGGGGGCCGUGUACUCCCUGGCGCUCAUCCCCAAAGCCCAGCCGCUCACUCUGCUCUGGGCCUACUUCUGCUUCCUCCUGACUGCUCUGGGUGUGACAGCUGGUGCCCAUCGCUUGUGGAGCCACAGGUCCUACAAGGCCAAGCUGCCUCUGAGGAUAUUUCUGGCCGCUGCCAACUCCAUGGCUUUCCAGAACGACAUCUUCGAGUGGUCCAGGGACCACCGAGUCCACCACAAGUACUCGGAGACCGACGCUGAUCCCCACAACGCCCGCCGGGGCUUCUUUUUCUCCCAUAUCGGGUGGCUGUUUGUCCGCAAGCAUCGGGAUGUUAUCGAGAAGGGGAGGAAGCUUGACGUCACCGACCUGCUGGCUGAUCCUGUGGUCCGGUUCCAGAGAAAGUACUACAAGAUCACCGUGGUGCUCAUGUGCUUCAUGGUCCCCACACUGGUGCCCUGGUGCAUCUGGGGAGAGAGUCUGUGGAAUUCCUACUUCCUGGCCUCCAUCCUCCGCUACACCAUCUCACUCAAUGUCACCUGGCUGGUCAACAGUGUCGCCCACAUGUACGGAAACCGGCCCUAUGACAAGAAUAUCAGCCCUCGGCAGAACCCGCUCGUCACCCUGGGCGCCAUCGGUGAAGGCUUCCAUAACUACCAUCACACCUUUCCCUUUGACUACUCUGCGAGUGAAUUUGGCUUAAAUUUCAACCCAACCACCUGGUUCAUUGACUUCAUGUGUUGGCUGGGGCUGGCCACUGACCGCAAACGGGCAACCAAGCCGAUGAUCGAAGCCCGGAAAGCCAGAACUGGAGAGGGCAGCGCCUGACCCUGGAACCGCUAUCCACGUCCUCUGUCAACGCCUCGGUUCAUGGUCUUUUUGUUACUACACUUCUCUUGUUCAUUGGA